ACCGAUCUAUUGACAAAAUCUGUCAAAAAUCAGCUGUCCGUUGUAAGGUUAUUUUUAAAAAUAAAAUAAAAAAAAUUUCACAUCCAAAACAGUAACGAGUUCGGCAUAUAAAUUCCGCACCAGACCGGAGAGGUGUCAAUGAAAUUAUAUAAUAUGUGGAGUUGCUUGUAAAUUCACAAUCGAGUAGUGUGUGUCACAAUAAUAGAGGUGAACAUAUAAACAGAAUAAUGGGGCUGCUAGUAUAUUUGGUUGCAUUUGCACACAUGAUUUACACCCCUUUCACAAAAGUGGAAGAGAGUUUUAACAUGCAAGCAAUGCACGAUAUUCUUUAUCAUCGCACCAACAUAUCGAUGUACGAUCAUCACGAAUAUCCGGGUGUAGUUCCGCGAACAUUUUUAGGCCCGUUGGUCAUUUCAGCUUUUGCGUCCCCGAUCGUGUUGGUAUUCGAAAUGCUCGAUGUACGAAAAUUCUGGACACAAUACAUUGGUAAACGCGACCGACCGCUGAGGAUGAUUCUAGCUGGAUGCGUCAUUUACUCCUGGUCAAAGUUGAGGAGAACGCUUCAGUUGAAGUUUGGAGCUUAUGUGUCCAUUUGGUAUACACUCAUCACAAUAUCGCAGUUUCAUUUCAUGUUUUAUGCGAGCAGACCGUUGCCGAACAUAAUGGCACUACCAUUCGUGCUGUUAGCCGUAAACUAUUGGCUCCAGAACAACGGUUUCCGUUUCAUAAUAUUAUCCGGAACGGCGAUUCUGAUAUUUAGAGGCGAAUUGGUUCUGUUGCUGGGACUGUACCUACUAUACAGCAUCUACUAUCAGCAAAUGACAAUCGGCCGGCUCUUAAAGAUCGGCAUUCCUGCUGGAAUCAUCUUACUAACACUUACCGUCACAGUCGAUUCAAUAUUUUGGCAACGUCCUCUCUGGCCUGAAGGCGAAGUACUGUGGUUCAAUACGAUCAAAAACAAGAGUUCCGAAUGGGGUACGUCACCAUUUCUUUGGUACUUCUACUCAGCAUUACCGCGAGCGAUGGGACUAUCGUACCUACUCGUUCCCGUUGGAAUUUACGUUGAGUCACGCGUCCGAGCCACAGUAAUUCCGGCUAUUGUUUUCGUACUGUUGUAUUCAAUAUUGCCGCACAAAGAACUACGAUUCAUCAUCUAUGUUUUACCCCUGUUGAACGUGGCGGUAGCAUGUGCAUGUCAUCGAAUGUGGAUCAGUAGAUCCAAAUCAAUAUUGCAUCGCUUGGUCGGUUGCGUUGCCGGUGGACAUUUGUGUUUCAAUGUGAUCUUAUCGAUGUUUUUGCUGCUAAUAUCGGGAACGAAUUAUCCUGGCGGUGUAGCUAUGUCAAGGCUACAUCGAAUCGGUGCGAAUGAACAGAAUGUAUCCGUGCACAUAUGUAAUUUGGCAGCGCAGAGUGGAAUAUCAAGAUUUACGGAAAUCAAUCAGAAUUGGACAUACAGCAAAGACGAGCACAUAAAGCCGGGAAAUCCCAUUCUGCACAACUUUGACUAUUUGCUGUUCGAACCGAAGAGCCGAUAUCUGGAUGAAAUGAAAUUGCUGCACGAGACACACGACGACGUCGAAUUUAUUGAUUGCUUCAACAGCAUCGGACUACAAUACCAAUUCUUUCCGGUCAAAAUAAAGACCCGGCCCUGCAUUGGGCUCAUGAAAAAGAAGAAAACGAUUCCCGCACAAUUUAUGUCCGCCGAUCGACUCGAUGCUGUGCUAUCUUCCACCGAGAGCGGUUUGAAUUCGGAUGAAUUGAUUGAGGAUUUAAGAGAGUCAAUACUGCUGGAUCCACCCACUUACAUCGAAGAGGACAUUGACAUCAUCAGGGAACUGACGAUCGAUGCAGACGACGCGAACGAAUUGCCCCCAUCAUUUGAUGCCUUUAACAUUUCGCCGGAUUUGGCGAAGCCCAUGCAGUCAAACACUAAAACCAAAUUGAAGAGACUGAUAGAGUCACAUUUUCGGUCGAAAGGAUCGAUUAUCGAAUCGGACAGAGAUGUGACCGACGAAUACCUAACGGAUACGAACAAAGAAUUUGAUUCUCGUUUCCAGCCGUCCCACCCAAGUGCCAAAGCGAAUAUUAAACGAAUUAUUAAAGCGGAACAGAUCAAGGAGCUGGUCGACAGCAUUUCGAAAUUGGAUCUGAAUGCCGUUUGUGAUUUGGAACAUUUAGGUACGAAAGAGUGUUUGAAGAAGAUUAUUGACGAUUACGAUGUUUGAGUGAAUUGUAAUUCGGCCUGGACAUGGACGAAAUGAUGAUAAACACAAUGAACACAACGUUGCUGCUCCUAUUUUUUUUUGGUAACUGUGUUUUGUGAUUCAAUUUGUUGUAAGUUUUGCGACGGAAUAAAUGUUUUACUACUUUGA
This is a messenger RNA of Bradysia coprophila, 2372 nucleotides long. It is a transcript of the gene Alg12, whose product is annotated as Alg12 alpha-1,6-mannosyltransferase. Gene Ontology annotation, molecular function: alpha-1,6-mannosyltransferase activity. Gene Ontology annotation, cellular component: endoplasmic reticulum membrane. NCBI's taxonomy places the organism in Eukaryota, Metazoa, Arthropoda, Insecta, Diptera, Sciaridae. Gene Ontology annotation, biological process: protein N-linked glycosylation. The record is from RefSeq and is a predicted model, not a curated record.